ACAGCCCACGAGAUUUUUUUUUCAAUCCACUGGGGAAUAUUCGAUCAUUCCCGGUCCCUAGAGGGGAAAUGAUUUAAUUUUAGAUUUUUGGUUGCAUUGGAAUGGAGGGAAAGAGACAGUUAUUAUUAUCUUUGUCUAAAUUAUUAAAUGCGUCCAGAGCAGGUAGACUGGAGGAAGUAGCGAGGAGGAGAAGGCACGGGGUGAGUAUUCUACUGGACAAUAUCCUUGACAGCGGGAACGAGAAUGCAAUAAUAAGAACAAUGGAUGGGAUGGGGGUCCAAACACUACACAGGGUCUCCUAUGGGCCCAUUACAAAAGCACAUAAUCCUAAGGAGACCAGAACUGACAGUGGGGCAAGAAAGUGGAUCAGUAUACAUAAAUGGAGAGACAUUAACAAUUGUAUUGAUCAUUUGAAAACUACUGGAACAAUGAUAGUGUCCAGUUACUGCAGACCUGAAGUACACACACCUUUUCUACACGAGCUAGCACUGCCAGAUAAACCAGUAGUAUUCGCAUUUGGUAACGAGACUGAGGGAAUAUCAGAUGAUUUAUUAAAGAGAUCAGACCUGACCUUUAGACUCCCAAUGGUUGGAUUUACAACCAGUUACAAUGUAUCAGUUAGCAUCGGAAUGUGUCUGUAUCAUUUGCAUGUGAUGGAGGCCAAGAGACUGGGAAUGAAGAAUCAAUUAGGAGUGCAAGACAGCUCAACUGAUAAUGAUGAUGCUUUUAUUGAUACUCUAUUGUUCUUUUAUGAAAGAGAACUUGGAACGAAUACAGUGAAAGAAAUUAAAGAAUCCAUUAAUUAUGAUAAUGAAUAUUAACUGUUGUCAUUAUAAACGUUAUCAUUAAUGAUUACUCACGUAUU
Molecule: messenger RNA, 865 nt
Organism: Amphimedon queenslandica
Lineage: Eukaryota; Metazoa; Porifera; Demospongiae; Haplosclerida; Niphatidae
Product: tRNA (guanosine(18)-2'-O)-methyltransferase-like
Exons: 2
Coding region: 102-821 (239 amino acids)
Biological process (GO): tRNA guanine ribose methylation
Molecular function (GO): RNA binding; RNA methyltransferase activity
Source: RefSeq, a predicted model, not a curated record